Molecule: messenger RNA, 1173 nt
Organism: Lactuca sativa (garden lettuce)
Lineage: Eukaryota; Viridiplantae; Streptophyta; Magnoliopsida; Asterales; Asteraceae
Source: RefSeq, a predicted model, not a curated record
UAUUAGUGAGGAUUUACCGAGGGAUCAGCUACGGAUCUCGCAAGUAUUUAACGAUGCACCACUAUCCCUCGCUAAUCACUCGAAAAAUGAAGGCACUUAGCUAGGGUUCAGCGAGGGAUAAAAAAUUGUGCCAUACGGUACGCGUUUAGCGAGAGAACGACGACGGAAACUUUAUUUGGGGUGCGCAUGUUUUCUUUUUUCUCUCGCUGAAAUUGGCACACCCAGUUCCAUCUUCACGAAGGCGGUGUAACUUUCCUUCCCUCCAGCUUUAUCACUCUUGACUAAGUGUAAUUAGCUUCUGCUUUAUCUCACCAUCUCUGUUCAAACGGAUGACGACGCUACUCACCUGAUUCCGGCAACCUCCAUAUCUUUAAAUCUGAAAGUAUUCUUCAUUAACCUCUGAUUCAGUUUUAUCAGGAGUUGGAGCAACUAUUGGAGCUGGAGUUUACAUUCUUGUUGGAACAGUUGCUAAAGAGCAAACAGGGCCUGCAAUCACAAUAUCAUUCCUCAUAGCCGGAAUAGCAGCUGGACUUUCAGCAUUAUGUUAUGUAGAGCUCGCAUGUCGUUGCCCAUUUGCAGGGAGUGCAUAUCACUAUUCUUACUUAUGUGUUGGAGAAGGGCAAUCUCUGUUGCUUGGUUGAUUGUUGUUUUAGUCUUCAUUAUAACUGGACUACUUUGCGCUGGAAUCAAAGAGAGUUCAUUGGCUGAAGGCAUAAUCACAACAAUAAAUGUUGUAGCCUUGCUUUUCAUCAUAGUAGUUGGUGGAUACAUAGGUUUAAAGACUGGGAUACAAAGUUCUAGGCGGUAACCAACACAGCAGAAGAGGUAACACUAGUGAAUGUGAUUGUUCUUUUGGAAGGGUAUAAUUGUAAUUUUCAUAUUGUUUAUAUUGCAAGUGAAGAAUCCUCAGAGAGAUUUACCUAUUGGGAUUGGUUUACAUGUUGUGUUUUGUAUAUGCUUGCAUCUGCUGUUGUGAUUGGUUUCGUGCCAUGUUCCCAAUUAGACCCUGAUACCCUAUCGCCUCUGCUUUUGCUAGUUAUGGAAUGAAUGGAGCAGUGUAAGCAUACAACAUUUCUUUUUCUGAAGGGUGUAAUUGUAAUUUCAUCUUUAUUUACAUCUAAAACCAUCAUCAUGAUUUCAGAUAUGUUAUAACAAUCAGAUCUGUUACUGCUC